UGGAAAAAAAUAAAAAUAAAAACUUGGUCUUUUUCAAUAUUCCAUUUCUGAUUUUUCUCCACAGUUCACCACGAAUUUCCAACUCAUGCUCUGCCACUAUCAAAUUUUGGGACUGCAAACCAAACCAAACCAAAAAACCCAAGUGACUGACUAGUGUGAAGAGGAGAAAGGGAGAGAGAGAGAGAGAGGAGAGAGAGAGCCAAUUGGUUUGUUUCUCACCAGUUUCAACCUUUUUCUGGGACCGUGAAAUCCUUCUAAACCUUUCAGCUCAAGUGGGUCAUUUUUUGAGGUCCAACAAUUCCACUUGCUUAUCUUUCCUCUCUUACCUGCCCCCCAUCUCUUUCUCUCUCCCUCUGUUUUUUUUUUUUAAUUCAUUCUCUUAAAUGUUUAAACUCCCCCAAUAGUCCAAUCGUUCUUGUUUUUUCUUUUACUUGUUUCCUUUGUUUUGUGUAGAAAGUGAGAUCCAUUUCUCUCUCAAUUUGGCAAUUGUAUACUCUGAUUAUACUGAUUAUUCUGGUUCUGGAGGGUGAGUAAGAGGUCAAAAGUGGUGAAAUUGAUAUAUUUAUUUUUUGGGUGUGCCAUAUGUUUGAGUAUUUGCCUCUGUGAUAUCUUCAAAGAUCAUUUUUUUUUUCUUCCCUUUUUCUGAAAAGGGUAGGUGGGAACUUUCAAUUGAAGCAUCUGGGUCUUCUUACAAUAGGAAAAGCUUCACUGUUACUACUUGAAAUCGUUUUCUUUUGUGGGUUUUCAAUGAUGGGUUGUACUUAGAUUUAGGGUCCUUUGUGGGGUUUAGCUGUAUAAGACGAAGAAAGACAGUAGAGGGGGUCUUUUUUCGGAUUAGUUUGAAGUUACUGUUUCUGUGUUGAUAUACUGUUUGGGAUUUCAUGCUUGGUCCAAGACAAUGGAGAUGUUUAUGGCCAGACUUCUAUUCCUUUAGCAUUCAGUACAGAAGCUUGAGGAAGUAACAUGAAGAACCUGCUUAAGAAGCUCCAUAUCAUGUCAAAUCAAUCAGAAGAUGUAGAAGGAGGAUCUACUUCGUCGAGGGGCAGCAAGUCCAUUGAUGGGUCUUCUCCUGAUAGUCAUUUAAUUCCGCGGCCUCAUCAUAGUUCUGAGAACAAACCCUUUUCUGGGCUCUCCGGAUGGUUGAAUUCAGUUGCUAAUAGAAAUAGCUCAAACAUCUCAUCUUCUUCUAAUAUGACAAGAACUGAGAGAACAGAACCAUCUGAUGCAGUAAGUAUUGUGACAGGUUUAGAUGUUGGUUCGGAUGCAUUGGGGCGUGAUUCAGGGUCUAGUAACUCAAGAGAUCCUGAUGUAGAGGAAGAAUAUCAGAUACAAAUUGCUUUGGAAAUGAGCGCCAGGGAGGAUCCAGAGGCAGUUCAGAUUGAAGCUGUGAAGCAGAUUAGUUUGGGCUCUUGUGCUCUAGAUAAUACUCCAGCUGAAGUUAUUGCUUACAGAUACUGGAAUUACAAUGCUCUUAGCUAUGAUGACAAGAUCUUGGAUGGCUUCUAUGACCUGUAUGGAAUCUUGACUGAGUCCACCUCAGAAAGAAUGCCUUCCCUUGUUGAUCUACAAGGAACACCUGUAUCAGAGGGAGUCGCCUGGGAAGCAGUUUUGGUCAAUAAGGCUGCAGAUUCCAAUUUAUUGAAGCUUGAGCAGGUGGCACUAGAGAUGGCUGUAAAGUCAAGAUCGGAUUCUUUGGUUUUUGUAAAUAGCGAUUUGGUGAGAAAACUUGCUGUUUUAGUAGCCAACUAUAUGGGUGGGCCAGUUGGGAAUCCUGAAAACAUGUUGAGAGAAUGGCAAAACCUUACUUACAAGUUGAAAGCAACACAUGGUAGCAUGGUUUUGCCACUUGGUUCUCUAAAAAUUGGAUUGGCUCGGCAUCGGGCAUUGCUGUUCAAGGUUUUGGCUGAUAGUGUCAGCAUUCCAUGUCGACUAGUAAAGGGACCACAGUAUACUGGUUCCAGUGAUGUGGCAAUGAACUUUGUAAAAAUCAAUGGUGGAAGGGAGUACAUUGUUGAUCUAAUGUCAGAUCCUGGCACACUUAUUCCAUCUGAUGCAGCUGGAUCACAUAUAGAAUAUGAUGAUUCUUUCUUCUCGGGUAGUCCUUUAUCCAGGGACAUUGAUUCAUCUCAUGUAGCUUCUUCCAGUAGUGGAGUUGGAAGUUCGUUUGAGGAUCAUUCAGACUUCGGGACAUUUGAAAACCGAUCUAGGAUAAGAAAUCCUCCUUCCACAGGGAGGGAUUCUGAUGACAAAGAGGAACUAACUGCUCUUGCACAACUAACUGUGGAAUCUAAAGCUGAGGAAACAAAAGCUGAGGGAGAAUCCAAGAUGCUCUCAGAUGAUUUAAAAAAACCAUCCAAUGUUGAGAAGGGGCUUGCGUGGGAUUUUCCAAACAAAAGUAGCUACCCUCAUGGUCAUGGGCAUGCAAGAUCUCCUUCUUGGACUGAAGGUGUUGGCUCUCCUGCUGUUCGUAAAAAGAAAGUGAAGGAUGUUUCAAAAUACAUGAUAGAUGCUGCCAAAGAAAACCCAAAGUUGGCUCAAAAACUCCAUGAUGUGCUGCUCGAAAGUGGUGUUAUUGCUCCCCCUAAUCUGUUUACAGAAAUCUAUCAAGAGCACUUAGAUGCAUCAACAGCUGAGGCUAACGCCCAAAAAGAUUAUGUGGGUGAAACUAAAGAAGGCAGUGGAAGUGGAACUCGAGAAAAUAGAGGCCAAGAUGAUAUUGCUCGACCUUCCUUUCUACCUCCUUUACCGCACCACAGGGCACAGUCAAAAGCAAGCUCUCCGGGUCAACAAGAGCUUCUAAAACUUGUCGAAGGUUUGGGGGUAAACCUUACACGUGAUAAUCGGGAAGUAGCAGGACAUGUUAUUUCAUCAGCAUCUGAAAUAACCCCCCCUAAAUAUGGUAAAAAUGUCCCUGUUGCCGCUGCUGCGGCAGCUGCAGCAGCUGUUGUAGCAUCUUCAAUGGUUGUUGCUGCAGCAAAGUCAAGUGCUGAUUCAAAUCUUGAACUUCCAGUAGCAGCAGCAGCCACUGCUACCGCCGCAGCUGUGGUUGCAACAACUGCAGCCGUCAGUAAGCAAUAUGAGCAGGGUAUGCGAAGUGAUGGUGACACAGAUAGCGGUGGUUAUGAACCACGGGGUAGUGGUGACCGUGAACAUGAUGCUGGGGGAGCAAAUUCAUCAGGCGAGAGAGUAUCGGAUAAGUCAGCAGGUAACGAUAGCUCAAAAUCUGACUCAAUUGAUGACGUUGCUGAGUGCGAGAUUCCAUGGGAUGAUAUCACCAUGGGGGAGCGUAUCGGACUUGGAUCCUAUGGGGAGGUCUACCGCGGAGAGUGGCAUGGAACUGAAGUUGCUGUGAAGAGGUUCCUGGACCAAGAUAUUUCAGGCGAAUCGCUUGUAGAAUUCAUGAAAGAGGUUCGAAUAAUGAAAAGACUUCGGCAUCCCAAUGUUGUCCUGUUCAUGGGAGCUGUGACUCGUACUCCAAAUCUUUCAAUUGUUACAGAGUUUCUUCCAAGAGGUAGUUUAUAUAGGUUACUUCAUCGGCCUAACAAUCAAUUAGAUGAACGACGGCGUUUGAGAAUGGCCCUUGAUGCUGCUCGGGGAAUGAAUUAUUUGCACACUUGCUCACCAGUGAUUGUACAUCGUGAUUUGAAGUCCCCAAAUCUUCUUGUUGAUAAGAAUUGGGUAGUAAAGGUCUGUGAUUUUGGACUGUCUAAAAUUAAGCACAGCACAUUUCUCUCUUCAAGGUCCACUGCAGGAACGGCUGAAUGGAUGGCUCCCGAAGUGUUAAGAAAUGAACCUUCCGAUGAGAAGUGUGAUGUCUAUAGCUUUGGGGUCAUAUUAUGGGAACUUUCUACGAUGCAACAGCCGUGGGGGGGAAUGAAUCCCAUGCAAGUUGUUGGUGCAGUUGGAUUUCAACAUCGCCGUCUCGAUAUUCCAGAUGAUAUGGAUCCUACAAUUGCAGAUAUCAUCAGACAAUGUUGGCAGACAGAUCCAAGAUCAAGACCAACAUUUGCCGAGAUCAUGGCAGCUCUGAAGCCGUUACAGAGGCCGAUAAAUAGUAGUUCGCAAGUUCCCAGACCUGGUGCAUCAGUCGGACGCGAGAGAGUUCAUCCAGCUCGAGUUUCGGAAGAACCUGCAGACUAGAAAGAGCAAAAUUUUUUUUCUUUCUUUUUCUUUUUUCUAUGUGACUGAACAUGGGGUUGUUCCAACCAAGUAAUGCUGAGUCAAUUUGCAGGUUGUUUGGAACAAGUGAGAAAGAAAACGUUUGAAGAUCAUGAGAUAACAAAUACUCAGAAUUUGAGAUUGUGAUUCUUUUGUUCUUCAUUUCCUUUUUCCCUUUGUAUUCUUACUGGGGCAGCCGUUCUCAAGGGUGUGCUUUCAAUGUAAAAAAUUAAAAAAAAUUAAAAAAAAAAAGGAAAAAAAAAGUUCAAAUGAAUUUGGUGUAAUCCAUGUUUGGUA
Messenger RNA from Humulus lupulus (European hop), 4455 nucleotides. Its product is annotated as probable serine/threonine-protein kinase SIS8. Gene Ontology annotation, biological process: protein phosphorylation. Gene Ontology annotation, molecular function: ATP binding; protein kinase activity. The record is from RefSeq and is a predicted model, not a curated record. Lineage: Eukaryota; Viridiplantae; Streptophyta; Magnoliopsida; Rosales; Cannabaceae. Bases 964 to 4140 code for a protein of 1058 amino acids. The transcript is spliced from 13 exons.